AUGAUCGCUCGCUGUUUUUCAUUGCUCAUCAAUGGACGUAACGUGUUCACCAUUGAAUAUGACCGUGAAAGUAAACUGGAUACGGUACGGAAUGGUUUGGAUGAGGAGGUGCUGGGUAUUCAGUACAACGAUGCGGGCCAAAUCAUCGGGUUCAUCCCACUGCGCCAAAACGAUGCUCACUUAGCUGCAUUACAAAUUAUGUACGAUGCAUCCGGAAGGCAAAAUCAGAUUUCUUGGGCAAAUUCCUCGCUGAUUUUUGAAUAUGAUCGUUUGAAUCGUAUUGCUUCAGCUGCUGCGCUUGCUGCAGGGACUAGUUUUCUUCAGAGGAAAUUUACAUAUCAAAAGGAGAAUCAGUUGAUUCCGUCGCUGAUACAAAUGCCAUCUGGUGAGAAAUAUCGCUGGCGUACAGAUGCUUCUGGUGCUGUGACAUUCCUGAAAACUCCCGCUGGUGCAGUUCAACACCUCACGCAGUUCGCGCGAUUUGCUGAAAAAUUGUUAGAGUAUUUCUACGAAUAUGAUGAUUACUUUCGGCUAACAUCUUUGACGAUCAUUGAUAAUGCAGUACGAUUACCAGCACUGAAGUACCAGUACGAUUCACGAAGUGGUCAGCUAACAAAACUGGAUAAUUUCGUCUUUCUUCGUGAUUCCUUUACUCGGCGAAUUAUGGGCGAAACG
This is a messenger RNA of Gongylonema pulchrum, 675 nucleotides long. The record is from the annotation of a GenBank genome assembly. Lineage: Eukaryota; Metazoa; Nematoda; Chromadorea; Rhabditida; Gongylonematidae.